This is a messenger RNA of Eruca vesicaria subsp. sativa (arugula), 572 nucleotides long. The record is from the annotation of a GenBank genome assembly. NCBI's taxonomy places the organism in Eukaryota, Viridiplantae, Streptophyta, Magnoliopsida, Brassicales, Brassicaceae.
GAAAAGCAUAGUUCCAGCAUGAUCAGCAUUCUCGCUCAGGAGCGUCUUCUUGGCGCCACGCUGGGUAGCGCCUUGACUGGACUCAUCGUUCUUGAGCAGCGAAAACUCAUCAAUCAAUCCAUCUCCGAUCCUAAAUCUCAAUCUCAGGUGAGAGAUAGCAUGUUCGGUAAGAAAUAUCAGAUGGAAUUUGCAUCUCUGUGGAACAAAGCUGUGGACCAGACCUUUGAACCUGCCAUUCAGUAUCUUAGCUCUCGUAGAUGGUAGAGAAAGAUUGAUUCAACUACUUUUUUUGCGGCAAAUGUGAAAAACUUUCAACGAGACGAGAAGCAUUUCGAUUCUUGCCCCUUUUUUUUAGAUACUACGAAAUCAUUGGGUGGGCUUUGUCUUGAUCACAGCACUAUCCCUACUUUCUUGAGAAGAGAAUUGUUGUGUUUACUGAAAAUGUUAAACAUUGGUUUAUAACCCGUUGAGCUUGAUGAUUGAAAUGAUGUAACCCAUGUUCCCGUUCUCUUGUUAUAUUGUGUAUUGAUCAGCUAUCGGCAGGUGAUCAGUAUUUAAUAUGGCAGUAUCUU